Folsomia candida is the source of this 3084-nucleotide messenger RNA. RefSeq names its product nuclear pore complex protein Nup93. Gene Ontology annotation, biological process: protein import into nucleus; poly(A)+ mRNA export from nucleus. NCBI's taxonomy places the organism in Eukaryota, Metazoa, Arthropoda, Collembola, Entomobryomorpha, Isotomidae. Gene Ontology annotation, cellular component: nuclear pore. The record is from RefSeq and is a predicted model, not a curated record. Gene Ontology annotation, molecular function: structural constituent of nuclear pore. The transcript has 15 exons. Bases 230 to 2680 code for a protein of 816 amino acids.
CCGGGUUCAAACAAACUUUGGUUUCACGCGCCGAUAAUUCUCCAAAGUCCAACUAUUAAGAAACUUGAAAAUUUCAAAAACGUUGAGUGAAAGUGAUGUCGAAUUUGAACAACAUUUUGUAUACAUAAAGUUUGACGUUGAGAUAUAAGGAGACAGGAAGAACAUCGAGAACAAGACAAAAUUUAUCUGCUUAGUAUUAGUAGGUAGUCAGUCCUUGAACAUUAGCGAGAUGGAGGGUUCCGUUGAUUUCAACGAUAUUCUUCAACAAGCGACUCAGCUCACGGCGGAAAUUGAGUCCACGAGAGAACUCCCGAGAGUUCAGAGAAAUCUGCGACAAGUAAUGGAAGCUGGACAACAAUUAUUGGAACGCAUAACUCGAGAUGGACCACGUUUUGAUGCAGAAACAAAAGCGGCCGUCUUUUUGGGGACGAAAGGUGUCGACGUGACAAAACUCUCCGAGAGAUUAGAUCCAAUCAAUAUCGGUUCUACGAUGGAAGCUCACGAACCCGUAUCGGAGGUCGACUUGGAAGAUUUUCUUAGAAAUGAACGGAUGAAUGCGAUGUGUGCCAUAGUCGAAGUUACCUCGGCCUCCAUCCUUGAAGAAAUCCAAGAUAAGAUUAACAUGAGGUUGCAUGAAGAUUGGCGAAGAGAAAAGGAAGAAAUAUCUACCAGACUUAGCGGUUCCUUAAAAUCCUUGCAGUUCGAGAAAGUAAUGUAUGACUACAAACCCGAUCCUGUGUCUCCACUCAGUCAAACAGAGCUAACCUACGCACACGAGAUAAAUCAGUACAAUAACACCAUCCUCAUGGGUCUUCCAAGGCCAAACCUUGUGGAAAGAUUGCAACUCGCAGCAAAAAAUUCUGGAGAUACGAAUGCUCAAGAGCUUUGGAACACCGUGUCAGCCAUGAUGUCAUCACUGCCCGUAGACACGACGGAUAAUGUUCAACGUCGAAGAUCCAGCGAACAAUUCACCAAUCUAAUGAUGACGAGAGCUAAACGGCUGUUGGAGAAAAACUUUUUUACUCGUUUGCAAACAGAGGUUUGGAGUAACAUUGGCGAAUAUAAACUUGGUGGUGUUCCUUCUGUGACACAAUUGGUGAAAAGCUACAUUUCAAUGCGCGGUUUGGAUAGCCAGGUUGGAUUGAACAUUGCUGCCGGCAACGUGGGAGCCCUUUGGCUGAUAACCUAUCUGUUACUGAGAUGUGGAAAGGCAGCGGAUGCGGCCGUGUACAUGCGAGAUCAAGUCUGCAACAAUGAAACGGCUAAACUGCUUGAAGAGUACGACAAGUCUGGAAGUACAUACUUACCAUUUGAAACAGAGUCGAAAAUCAGACUUGAAUAUAGAAGAGCUUUAAAGAAUAGUACGAGGGACCCAUAUAAAAAAGCUGUCUAUUGCAUUCUUGGAGGUUGCAACGUGGAGGAAGAUCUUACGGAUGUCGCCGUCCGUUUAGAUGACUACAUUUGGUUGAAACUUUCCAUCGUUCGACAUAAUCCUGACCAGCGUUAUGUUGUUGACUAUGUAACCUACUUUGGGUUUCAAAGGUUGAUUCACGAACAGUAUGGCGAGGUUCACUUUGAUGCCUUCAAGCAGCCGUAUGUUUAUGCUCAGGCUUUGCUACUCACUGGCCAAUUUGAAGCAGCCGUUGAUUUUAUGUCGAGAAUCGGUUCCAUGCUCACGCAUGCAAUCCACAUUGCCGUUGCCUUACACGAGUCCAACCUUUUGAUAAUUUCCACUGCCAAAGCGCCCAUGCUUUCUUCGGCUGGGACAAAUUUUCCUGAUCUCAGUGCCAUCAACUUUAGCAAAUUGGUUGUUACCUUUGCUAGAUCACUGGAAGGAAGCAACGCUCGUGGCGCCUUGAACUACUUGUACCUCCUCAAAAAUGUAAAGGAUGAAUAUGGCCAUGACUUGUUUUCAAUUUGCGUUGGAGACAUGAUUUUGGAAUCACGAGACUUUGAUGUUUUUGGAGUUGUCCGUGCUGAUGGCUGCAAGGAUCCUGGUUUACUCGAAAAAAUGGGGAUUCCUGCUCAGCCAAUUAUUGUACGAUGUGCCAUCGAGUCGGAGAACAAUGGUUUGUUGGAAGACUCUGUCGUACUGUUUGAUCUUGCUGGGGAUACUGAUCGCACAUUGAAAACACUAUGCCGCAUUAUUGCUCAGAAUAUGACCAAGAUUCCUCUCCCUGAUUCAGCACGUCAAAGAGUGCAACGACUGGCUAUUGCGUACGCAGAGAGAUUUCAGAACCAUCCUCCCAAACUGCUAAAGGACCCUAACUUGCUUACCACUUUUUUUAUGUUGGUCGAUUUUCUAACAUUUUUUGAUACUGUGUUUUCCAAACACGUUGAUUCAGCCCUUUCGAUUAUUCAAAGGCUCAAAGUUAUUCCGAUGGACCGUAGUCAGGUGGAAAAGUGUGUGAAAGACUUCCACCUAUUUCCUAGUGAAAUUCGUGAUAACAUCCCUAGCAUCGUAUCUGCUGCAAUGGAAGUGAUUCAUCUAAAGUUUAAAAGUAUCAAAACUAGCAGAAAGAACAGCUUUGCUGCUCCUGAAGUUGCUAAAACAGAAGUUUUUCUCAAUGAGUUAAGGACAAAGGCCCAUGCGAUCGUUACGUUUUGUGGGAUGAUUCCUUACUUCAUGACAAAUGACAUUUACAUAAAAAUCAUACAAAUCGAGGUCCAGAUGAAUUAAGACCAAAUUCACAAUAUUCAAAGAUUUGAUUCUUCCCAGACUUUUGUGAUCUGUACUGGAUGAUGGUUACCCAUACUCACUCGUCAUUGUUCAGCCGGCAGACCCUUCAGUCGUCUAAUUCAAUAGUUUCCUCCUUAUUAACUUCGGUUUCAAACUUGAAGUAAAUCUUUAAUAUAAUUUAAAAUGUAUAAAAAUACAAAACUUUAAUAAUAAUAAGCCUUUAUUAUCCUCAUUUGCACAUAAUUGAAUUAACUUUGCAUAGCGUACUACCUUACUUUUAAUACGUUUUUAUACAACCAAUGUUAAACUUUUAUUAGUUUAUAAAUCAUAGAAUAUAAUCAUAGAAUUCAACAGGCCGUACUCCAUGUCACAUGUGCUCCAAUAAAGUUUGAUAUCGUCAGUGA